AUGGACUCGCUCGAUGCGCUGCGUUCUGUUCUCCCGUUGACGGUUCCGAUACCGUCGCCGGUGAAUAACACAUCGCUACUUACUCCCAAAGACAUUGCACGUGAAGAGGAUUUGUUGCGUAAUCCUGGAUCGUUGCAAGCAUGGUGGACCGCAAUCCAAAUAGCCAAAGAACAGGCGAUCGCGUCCCAAAAAACUCAGGCACUGGGAAACCCCCUGCUGGGUCCACUGGCCAAUCCAACGGCACGGAGCAAUCUCCAACGACUGACUUAUCUAUUCGAGUCUGCUUUGGUCCAUUUUCCGAGGAGCUACAAGCUAUGGAAAGCAUACCUUAGCAUGCGCACAUACUAUGUCCUGGGGAAAGCAACGAAACAAAAGCGAUCGGGUGCACGGAAAAAAUACGCUACAAUGCAAGAGAUGAUCGAGGAGGACGAAUUUGACGCCGAGUCCUGGGAAGGUGGGCUGAAUGGUGUUGUUGGCUGGGAAGAGUGGAAGGCACUUGUGGGUGUCUAUGAGCGUGCAUUGAUGUGGCUUCCAACGAUGCCUCGCUUAUGGCUCAACUACCUAACCAUAUUCAACCACCCCUGCCUCCCACCUGGGUUUUCCAAAACUCACGUUCGAAGAACUUACGACCGCGCGCUUAGAACGCUCCCUCCAUCACUCCACAACCGUAUCUGGCCGCGGUACCUCAUAUGGGCCGAACGUACGGGCGGGCCAACCACCGUGGCUGUCUUCAGGCGGUACAUUGCCGUAGACCCGUCGAUGACAGAACACUACACCAAACUGCUAAUCGAAAUGAAGCGCCCCUUGGAGGCUGCCAAGCUCCUUUUGGGACUUGCACGGAAAGCAGCGAGGGGAGAGUACGAGAGUCCAGAGGGCAAAAGUCCAUACCAGCUGCUCGGGGAAUGGCUCGAUGUUGUGGAAGCUUGGGCCGAAGACGUCGGUCUUGACCCCGAUGAAAUCAAACCAGCGGAAGAACCCUCCAAGAAAGAGGAAGAAAAGGUCGAACCGGUUUCAUCCACUGGGACGUUGAUACGUUUGGCAGGACCUAUGAUACCAGCAGACGGCUCUGGAAAACCAGCAGAAACACGACUAUACGAUCCAGACGAAGAUCCCACAAACACCCAAAAACUUGACAUUGAGAAGAUCAUUCACAAAGAUGGUCUGGAAAUGUACAAAGACCAAGCUGGGAGACUCUGGACUGGAUUGGCGACAUAUUGGAUCAAGAGGGGUGAAUUCGAUCGGGCUACGGAAACUUUCGAAAAGGGCAUGGCCAGUGUUCUCACUAUUCGAGACUUUACACAGAUCUUUGAUGCAUACGCUGAAUUCUGCGAAACACUCAUUUCUGCAUUGAUGGACGAGCUGGCUUCCCCUGAAGACGACGAAGAUACAGCCGAAACCGAAGCAGAACUCGAUACCCGCAUGCGCGCGUUUGAAAAACUCAUGGACAGGCGGCCGUUCCUCGUAAACGAUGUCCUCCUACGACGCAAUCCAAACGACAUACAAGAAUGGGAGAAGAGAGUGGCGCUCUGGGGUGCAGAUGACGAGAAGGUGGCAGAAACGUACACCACAGCUCUCAAGACCAUCAACCCUAAGAAAACAACCGCCAACGCACACCAACUCUAUGUCAACUUUGCGAAAUUCUACGAAUCGGGCGGGGUCGAGGGGCAGAACCCCAAGGACCUCGAGUCGGCCCGGCGGGUUUUGGAAAAGGCGACCAAAGUGGAGUUCAAGCAUGUGGACGAAUUGGCAGAGGUCUGGAUCGAAUGGAGUGAUAUGGAGAUUCGAAACGAGAACUUUGAUGAAGCGAUACGCGUUAUGCAGCGUGCCACGGCCAUACCGAAAAACGUGAAGAUCAACUAUCAUGAUCAGUCAUUACCAGUACAAGCACGCCUUUUCAAAUCGCUCAAGCUCUGGUCGUGCUAUGUAGAUUUGGAAGAAGCGAUAGGGACCGUAGAGAGCACGAAAGCGGUGUACGACAAGAUGUUGGAAUUGAAGAUUGCUAAUGCUCAAGUGAUUGUGAAUUAUGCAAGCUUUUUAGAGGACAACAACUACUUUGAAGAUAGUUUCAAGGUUUACGAACGAGGAGUCGAGCUAUUCACCUUCCCAAUUGCCUUUGAACUUUGGAAUAUUUACUUGGCCAAGUUCAUCAAGCGAUAUGGUGGCUCAAAACUCGAACGUGCGCGAGACCUGUUCGAACAAGCGCUCGAAAAAUGUCCAGAAAAGCAUUGCAAGCCCUUGUUCCUUAUGUAUGCCCAGCUGGAAGAGGAAUACGGACUGGCGAAACGUGCGAUGGAUAUAUACGAUCGUGCGACGCGGGUCGUUCUCGAUCAGGACAAGUUCGAUAUGUUCACAAUCUACAUCGCAAAAGCCUCUUCUCUCUACGGCCUCCCGGCAACGCGCCCGAUCUACGAACGAGCACUCCAAGUCCUCCCAAACAAACAAACCGCCGAACUCUGUCUCCGUUUCGCCCAGCUCGAGCGCAAACUCGGCGAAAUCGACCGCGCGCGAGCAAUCUAUGCGCACGCCUCGCAAUUCUGCGACCCUCGCACGAGCACCGAGUUUUGGAAAGCGUGGAACACGUUCGAGAUCGAGACCGGGUCGGAGGAUACGUUUAGGGAGAUGCUCAGGAUUAAGAGGAGCGUGCAGGCGCAGUAUAACACCGAGGUCUCUUUCUUGGCUGCUCAGGCCCAAGGAGCGAAGAAGGCUGCGCUGGAGAAGGAGCUGGCGACCGCCAAGACGGACGCGAUGGCUCAGGUUGAAGCCAAGACUGCGCCAUCGUUCGUUGCUGGUAAAAAGGAUGUGCCUGCGAAUGGGCAAGAGAACGGAGAAGGGAAUGCGGAUGAGAUCCAGAUUGACGAUGAGGAGUUUUGA
Messenger RNA from Rhizoctonia solani, 2871 nucleotides. RefSeq names its product pre-mRNA-splicing factor SYF1. Gene Ontology annotation, cellular component: post-mRNA release spliceosomal complex; Prp19 complex; U2-type catalytic step 2 spliceosome. The transcript is spliced from 11 exons. Gene Ontology annotation, molecular function: protein binding. The record is from RefSeq and is a predicted model, not a curated record. The coding region runs from base 1 to 2871 and encodes 956 amino acids. Gene Ontology annotation, biological process: generation of catalytic spliceosome for first transesterification step; mRNA splicing, via spliceosome. NCBI's taxonomy places the organism in Eukaryota, Fungi, Basidiomycota, Agaricomycetes, Cantharellales, Ceratobasidiaceae.